This is a messenger RNA of Panonychus citri (citrus red mite), 2534 nucleotides long. RefSeq names its product probable ATP-dependent RNA helicase DDX23. Lineage: Eukaryota; Metazoa; Arthropoda; Arachnida; Trombidiformes; Tetranychidae. Gene Ontology annotation, cellular component: catalytic step 2 spliceosome. Gene Ontology annotation, molecular function: RNA binding; ATP binding; RNA helicase activity. The transcript has a single exon. Gene Ontology annotation, biological process: mRNA splicing, via spliceosome. Bases 153 to 2303 code for a protein of 716 amino acids. The record is from RefSeq and is a predicted model, not a curated record.
CAACAGCUGAUGAAAAGUAGAAAACAAAAUUAAAUCAAUUGAUUGAAUUGAAUUUAAUCAGUAGCUUAUUUUUUGAUUAAUCAUUAUUUUAAUUUCAAUUUUUGAUUGUUUUAUUGAUUACCUUGUGUUAAAGAUUCUAUGAGUUGCUUGUCAUGUCUUCUACUGUAUCAGGUUCGUUGACUGAAGAGGAGAAAACUGAGAAACUUCAAUCAGGUAAAACUGCUCCAAAUGUUGAUGUGAAACCUAAAUUUUUAACUCGUGAGGAACGUGAAAAAUUGGCCUUACAGAGACGGGAACAAGAAGCGGCUGCAAUAAGGAAACGAAAUGAAGAAGCUGCUCGUCAAAGGCAACAACUAUUGGAAAAAGUGAGAAGGGAUAAAGACUCUGAUCGAAUGGAGAUUGACAGGAGAAUAGAUUCUGAAUCAAGAGACCGGCGAGAUAGACGAGAUGAAAGACGUGAUGAUAGAAGGGGUCGAGAUCGAGAUCGAGAUGAUAGAAAUCGAGAUAGAGACCGAGAAAGAGAUCGUCCAACGGUUGAUGAUGAUGAAGAACCAAAAGAGAAAGAUAAGAAAAGAGAAUCCGAAGCAAUUAAAGAAAGAUAUCUUGGUGCUAAUAAAAAGAAGAAAAAACUUCGCCGAUUAAAUGAGCGAAAAUUUGUCUUCGAUUGGGAUGCAGCGGAAGAUACAAGUGAUGAUUAUAAUCCAAUCUACAAAGAUCGACACACAAUCCAAUUAUAUGGUAGAGGUCAUAUCGCUGGAAUCGAUUUGAAGCAACAAAAGAAAGAACAAUCUCGAUUUUAUGGAGAAUUAUUGGAACGUCGUCGAACAGAUGAAGAAAAGGAACAAGAAAAAUAUCGACUUGAGAAGGUCAAAAAGAAGGAAGAAAAACAAACUUGGGACGAUCGACAUUGGACCCAAAAAGGUUUACCAGAAAUGAGAGAAAGAGAUUGGCGAAUAUUUCGAGAAGAUUUUAGUAUCUCCAUCAAGGGAGGAAAAAUUCCAAAUCCAAUUCGAAAUUGGGAAGAGUCCGGAUUACCUAAACCGAUCAUUAAGAUUAUCGAUGAGUUGAAAUACAAGGAUCCAACGCCUAUCCAGCGACAGGCCAUUCCCAUUGGACUGCAAAAUCGUGACAUCAUUGGUGUCGCUGAAACGGGUUCCGGUAAAACGGCCGCUUUCCUGAUUCCAUUGCUUGUCUGGAUCACCGCUCAACCAAAAUCUAUCCGCCAGGAGGAAAUUGAUCAAGGUCCUUAUGCACUAAUUUUAGCACCAACUCGUGAAUUGGCUCAACAGAUUGAAGAGGAAACACUCAAAUUUGCCACAUCUCUGGGAAUCAGAACUGUUUCCGUUAUUGGUGGUGCUUCAAGGGAAGAGCAAGGGCUUAAGCUCCGUUUAGGUUGUGAAAUUGUUAUCGCCACUCCUGGUAGAUUGAUCGAUGUCUUAGAUAAUCGUUACCUUGUUUUAAGUCGAUGUACUUAUGUUGUUCUCGAUGAAGCCGAUCGUAUGAUUGAUAUGGGUUUCGAACCUGAUUUACAAAAGAUUCUUGAUAAAAUGCCAGCGACCAAUUUAAAACCAGACACGGAUGAUGCCGAAGAUGAAGAUAAAUUAAUGUCCAAUCUCAAUUCUAAGCUUAAAUACCGACAGACUGUCAUGUUUACUGCUACUAUGCCACCGAGUGUUGAACGUUUAGCUCGAGCGUAUCUUCGUCGUCCAGCAAUGGUCACUAUUGGUUUAGCUGGUAAACCGGUAGAAAGAGUUGAACAGGUCGUUUAUCUUGUAGCCGAAUCAGAGAAACGUAAGAAACUUGUCCAGGAAUUAGAACGUGGUGUUCAACCGCCCAUCAUGAUAUUCGUUAAUCAAAAGAAGGGUGCCGAUGUUUUGGCUCGAAGUCUAGAAAAGAUCGGCUUCUCCGCGAUCACCUUACAUGGUGGUAAAGGUCAAGAACAGCGAGAAUACGCUUUGGCUGCUCUUAAAUCGGGCGAGAAAGAUAUUCUUGUGGCCACCGAUGUGGCCGGUAGAGGUUUAGAUGUGAAAAAUGUUUCACUGGUCAUCAAUUAUGAUAUGGCAAAAUCUAUCGAAGAUUAUACUCAUCGUAUUGGUCGAACAGGUCGUGCCGGUGCUACAGGUAGAGCGAUAUCUUUCUUGACCAAAGACGAUUCUCACCUUUUCUAUGAUCUAAAACAAUUAUUGACCCAAAGUCCAGCGUCAACUUGUCCACCUGAAUUAGCCAAUCAUCCUGAUGCUAACCACAAACCAGGAGCAUCUACCGGUCAGAAAAAACGUAAAGAUGAAACAAUUUUCGUCUAAACAUUUUCAUCAUCAACUGACCAACAAACAAUAAUCAUCAUCAUCUUGACCACAUCUCCAAUCAUUUAACACAAACUGUAUCAUAAUUUUUUUUCGUCAUCAAAUUGAUUCACCUUAGAAAACCUCACUACCACUUUUUCCAAGAAAAAAUAUUAUCAAUUUUGUUGAUUAAUCUAAAUAACAAUUAACAAUCAAGCUAAUUAAAGUCAAUUAAUUCAUAAAGAAUGAAAA